This is a messenger RNA of Orycteropus afer afer, 621 nucleotides long. Lineage: Eukaryota; Metazoa; Chordata; Mammalia; Tubulidentata; Orycteropodidae. The record is from RefSeq and is a predicted model, not a curated record.
AUGGAGUGGGAGCUGAACUUGCUGCUCUACCUCGCGCUCUUCUUCUUCCUGCUCUUCUUACUUUUCCUCCUGCUCUACGCAGUCAUCAAGCAGCUGAAGAACUCCGUGGCCAGCACGGCUGGAGCGCUCCAGCCUGGGCGCCUCUCGCUGCACCGGGAGCCUUGGGGCUUUUCCCGCGAGCAAGCGAACAUGCUGCUGUUGGUCUCCUGCCUUGCCCUGGCUUUGUUAGAGACACCUGCAUCUGCUAAAGCAACCUCAGAGCUUGUUAAGAAGACAUUGAUUCUUGCACUAAUUUCUAAACUUAGCACAGCUGUAGAUGCAGGACUGAUGCCAUCUGGUGUGAUUCCACAGAAUAAGAAUAUGGCAGGGGAAAAUUUACCCAGAGUGUGCCAUGCAUUGGCUUUUCUUGGAAUGAGAAGGUGCCAGGAUUUGUUUUUGGUUCACAUGUCCCAAGAUGGUUGCUGCAGCUUCAGGCACAGAGGAGGAAGCCUAAAGAGAAAAGAAGGUGUACCAGGAGUCUGCUUCUUCUUAAUGAACUUUCUCAGCAAUCCAACUAUUCUUGCUUAUAUCUCAUUGGUCAAAACUAUAUCACUGAGUACUGCUAUCUGCAGGGUUACCUGA